Messenger RNA from Fusarium mangiferae, 939 nucleotides. RefSeq lists its product as uncharacterized. NCBI's taxonomy places the organism in Eukaryota, Fungi, Ascomycota, Sordariomycetes, Hypocreales, Nectriaceae. The record is from RefSeq and is a predicted model, not a curated record. Bases 1 to 939 code for a protein of 312 amino acids. The transcript is spliced from 4 exons.
AUGAGCGCAUUGCCAUCGCUGCGCAAACAACAGCUCCUCUCAGAAUUCGCUGGACUUAAGCAAGCAUGUCCUGAGGGCAUAUUUGUUAGUCUAACCCCAGGCGAUGCUACGCUCUGGUCUGGUGUUCUCUUCGUUCGCAAAGGCCCCUAUUGCCCUGCUAUACUCAGAUUUCAAAUAUCAUUCCCCGACUCGUAUCCCCAACUCCCACCUCUGGUCGUCUUCUCAACAGACAUGUUCCAUCCUCUCAUCACACCCUUGACAACAUACAUGUACACAACCGAUAUCCAAGAAAGUGGCACAGUGAGCGCCUCGGAUCAAGAGCGAUUACCACCAGGAGGCUUCAGCUUGCGCCAUGGAUUCUCGGAUUGGUUCGGACGAGGACGACGGAGUAUGGUGGAAGCGAAACAAGCGCCUGUGACGAGUCCUGGUUCGACCGGUAACUCCACAACAUCAGCAAAUCCAUCAUCGGGAACACCUUCUUACAUGCGCACUGGGAAAAAGAGUGUCUCAGCUUAUGAAGUUCUACACUACAUCCGCAGUGCCUUUGACACAGAAGAAGUUCUCGACUCGGUACCCCUCGCGGCGGCAGGAAAUCCAGGAGCUUGGCACGCAUGGAGAACGCACCGCAAAGCAACGGGGAAGUUGGUGGAAGAUACAACUGCAGAGGAGGAGCAGAAAGAACAAGAACAGAGCGAGCAUAGGCCAGAGAGCGUAAAGUCGGGGUCAUCUACGGCUACCCCAAGACGACCUGGAGAGUGGAAUUGGGAUGGGGUCUGGGAGGAUAGAGUCAAGAAGAACGUUUCUGCGAGCUUGUCGGAGCCUGUCCUCUAUGGAGAGACCAAGAAUUCAGACGACCUGAUCAAGUUUCUUGCAAUGGAGGACACUGAUAUCGACUCUGUGAAGGACAACCUGCGUCGAACACUUGGGCAAGCUACAUAA